Molecule: messenger RNA, 1393 nt
Organism: Argentina anserina (silverweed cinquefoil)
Lineage: Eukaryota; Viridiplantae; Streptophyta; Magnoliopsida; Rosales; Rosaceae
Exons: 3
Coding region: 126-1181 (351 amino acids)
Biological process (GO): protein folding; positive regulation of ATP-dependent activity
Cellular component (GO): cytosol
Molecular function (GO): protein-folding chaperone binding; ATPase activator activity
Source: RefSeq, a predicted model, not a curated record
ACUCUGGAACUCUCCAGAUUUCCUCACUCCCUACUCCCUAUUUCUUUCUCUCUCUCUCUCUCAUCUUCCUCUCGAAUCCCAAUUCCCAAUCUAACCCCCUAAACCCCCAGCUCUCAAUUAGAUCAAUGGCAAAGUACGGCGAGGGCGACAAGCGGUGGAUCGUGGAGGACCGACCCGACGGAGCCAACGUCCACAACUGGCACUGGGCCGAGACCGACUGCCUCGCCUGGUCACGUGACCUCCUCACCAAGCUCCUCUCCAACCUCACCAUCCUCGACGGCGAGGGCAACCUCUUCCUCAAGACCAAGAAAGUCGAGAAAGUCGACGGCGACGCCUACGUCAACAUCCGCAAGGGCAAGAUCAUCCCCGGCUACGAAAUCAGCGUCAGUCUCUCCUGGGAGGGCGAGGCCAGAGACGCCGACGGCACGUCGCUGCUCAAGGUCGACGGCGCCGUCGAGAUUCCGUACAUAGCGGAUGAGAACGCCGACGAGGAUCCGGAGGUGAAGGUCACGGUGAAGGACGAGGGGCCGAUUGGGCGGAGGAUUAAGGAGGCGAUGGUGGCGAAAGGGAAGCCGGUGAUUCUGGAGAAGGUUAGGGUUUAUGUGACGAGUAUGGCGCAGGGUGGGCCGGCGAAGGAUGAGGCCGAGGCUAAGAAGAUUGCUCCGAAGAGUAACUCGACGAGUUCUGCGGCGAAGAAGGAGGAGGUUGUGGUGGUGGUGGAGAUGGAGAAGGAGGUGAAGAAGAAGGAGAGCAAGAAGAAGGGGUUUAAGACGAUAAGUAUGACUGAGAAGUUCAGCUGCAGGGCGAGUAAUCUGUAUGAGAUUUUGAUGGAUGAGAAUAGGUGGAAGGGGUUUACGCAGAGCAAUGCCAAGAUAAGCAAGGAGGUUGGAGGGGAGUUUAGCAUUUUCGACGGGUCGGUGACUGGUAGGAACUUGGAGUUGCAGAAUGGGAAGUUGAUUGUGCAGAAUUGGAGAUUUGGGAACUGGCCUGAUGGGAUUCAGUCCAAGGUGACACUUACAUUUGAGGAGCCUGAGCCUGGUCUGACUGUUGUCAAGCUAACUCAUGUGGAUGUUCCUGAGGAGGACAGAUAUGGGAAUGCCACUGUGGUAGAGAAUACUGAGAGAGGAUGGCGGGAUCUUAUCUUCCAGAGGAUUAGGGCAGUCUUUGGUUUUGGAAUUUAAGAAUCUUGUGUAGGUUCUUCUUUUUAAUUUUAGAAUUUGGGUGCCUUGGAAGCAUGAAUUCAGUGUUGAAUUUAGAAUUCACUGUGUCUAAUGCUGGUCCUGUCAUUGAUGAGCUAGGGUCAGUGUUACUGGAUUGUCAUUUAAAUGAAUUGUCAAUUUGUCAUUCCUCUCACAUUUUCAAUAACUAAAAGUCAUCCUGGGUUUCUUAACAG